Molecule: messenger RNA, 555 nt
Organism: Mizuhopecten yessoensis (Yesso scallop)
Lineage: Eukaryota; Metazoa; Mollusca; Bivalvia; Pectinida; Pectinidae
Exons: 1
Coding region: 1-555 (184 amino acids)
Source: RefSeq, a predicted model, not a curated record
AUGAACAGGGACGACUACAUCCAAGAGGCUUAUCGGCAACUCUCCAACGAGACAUUUUAUCGUAAGGUCGAUAGUGACAUGACGCACGUACACGCACAGCAGAUUAAUAACACCAUCAAUAGAAUUUUAGAGAAGGGUGAUAUUGACAACGAUACCGCGAAAUUCCUGCGCCCCGAAAACCCUCAAGCAGGAAUGUUUUAUCUUCUUCCUGAAAUUCACAAACCUGGGAACCCUGGUAGACCCAUCAUGAACUCCAUCAAACACCCGACGGAGAAAAUUUCCCAGUUUGUUGACUCCCACCUCCGACCAUUCGUGGAACAUUUACCAUCUUUUUUAAAAGACAACACAGACUAUCUAAACAAAACACCUGAUAAGAACUUACCAGAAGGUACAUUAUUAGUUACGAUGGACGUCGUUUACCUCUACACUAACAUACCGCAUAACGGCGGCAUUGCUGCCUGUCGCGAGGCAUUGGAACGGCGCAGUACCAAACACCCAUCGACUGAUAGCCUGGUGGAUUUACUGAGACUUGUCCUCACACUUAACAUUCAAUGA